Messenger RNA from Caretta caretta (loggerhead turtle), 1950 nucleotides. It is a transcript of the gene HNF1A, whose product is annotated as HNF1 homeobox A. NCBI's taxonomy places the organism in Eukaryota, Metazoa, Chordata, Testudines, Cheloniidae. The record is from RefSeq and is a predicted model, not a curated record. Gene Ontology annotation, molecular function: DNA-binding transcription factor activity, RNA polymerase II-specific; RNA polymerase II cis-regulatory region sequence-specific DNA binding. Gene Ontology annotation, biological process: pancreas development; liver development; positive regulation of DNA-templated transcription. Gene Ontology annotation, cellular component: nucleus.
AUGGUCUCUAAGCUGAGUCAUCUUCAGGUGGAGCUGCUGGGAGCACUGCUGGAGUCAGGGCUAACCAAGGAGACCCUGAUCAAAGCGCUCGGGGAAGUGGACCCCUAUGCCCUCCAGAGUGAAAGCCAGCGUGCCAUCAGUGCCAUCCAGGCAGAAAAAGGGGAACCCUGUGCUGAAAUUCCCAAUCUGCCCAAUGGGAUGGAAGAAUCCAGGAUGUCCGAGGAGGAAACCUCCGACGAUGGGGAGGAAUUCACCCCUCCAAUAAUGAAGGAGCUGGAAAACCUGAGUCCAGAGGAGGCUGCUCACCAGAAGGCUGUGGUGGAGAGACUAUUACAAGAGGAUCCCUGGAGAGUAGCAAAGAUGGUAAAAUCCUACCUCCAGCAGCACAACAUCCCUCAAAGGGAGGUGGUGGACACUACAGGUUUAAAUCAGUCUCACCUCUCACAGCACCUCAACAAAGGCACACCCAUGAAAACCCAGAAGAGAGCUGCCCUCUACACCUGGUACGUCCGCAAGCAGCGAGAGGUGGCCCAGCAGUUCACACAUGCUGGUCAGGGACUCGUGGCAGAGGAGCCCAUGGGAGACGACCUGCCCACCAAGAAAGGGAGAAGAAACCGCUUUAAGUGGGGUCCUGCCUCACAACAGAUCCUAUUCCAAGCUUACGAGAGACAGAAGAACCCGAGCAAGGAGGAGAGAGAGGCAUUGGUGGAGGAGUGCAACAGGGCAGAGUGCAUUCAGCGUGGCGUCUCCCCAUCCCAGGCCCAAGGUCUGGGCUCAAACCUGGUCACCGAGGUGAGAGUUUAUAACUGGUUCGCCAACCGUAGGAAGGAGGAGGCCUUUCGGCACAAGCUAGCCAUGGAUACCUACAGUGGGCCGCAGCCCAGCUCUGCUCCCCCACUGACCUCUCACAACUCUUCCUCCCUUCAGCCAACGCCUGCUAUCUCGCCAAGCAAAGUACAUGAUCAGCCUCAUCUGUGGGAACCAAGUCUCUCCUUUUCUGACAUAGGAAUGAGGUACAAUCAGCAGCCAGCCAAUGAGGCCGAGUCUUCCAGCAGCAAUCAUCAUGGGAACAGCUCCAUGGUGACCACCCAAACCAUCCUCCAUCAGGUCUCUCCCCCUGGACUGGAGCCAAGCCAGAACCUAUUGACCACAGACACUAAGCUGAUCUCUGCUCACGGGGGACCUCUCCCUCCUGUCAGCACCCUGACCGCUUUGCACAGCCUAGAGCAAAAUCCACACACAUUGAGCCAGCAAACCCAGAAUCUAAUCAUGGCUUCACUGCCUGGUGUUAUGGCAAUUGGAGCUGGUGAGACCUCAUCCCUGGCACCAGCAUUCACCAACACAGGGGCCUCCACCCUGGUAAUAGGCCUAGCCUCCACCCAAGCUCAGAGUGUUCCUGUGAUAAACAGCAUGGGAAGCAGCCUUACUACCCUUCAGCCUGUCCAGUUCUCCCAGCAGCUCCACCCAUCUUACCAGCAGCCCAUCAUGCAGCAGGUCCAGAGCCACAUCAAUCAGAGCCCCUUCAUGGCCACCAUGGCCCAGAUACAGAGCCCCCAUGCUCUCUACAGCCACAAGUCUGAAGUGGCCCAAUAUGGACACACUGGCCUUUUACCCCAGACCAUGGUGAUAACUGAUACAGCAAAUCUCAGUGCCCUGACUAACCUGACACCAACCAAACAGGUGUUUACAUCUGAAUCAGAGACCCAUACGGAGUCCGGGAUCCACACGUCAGUGUCACAGACACCAACAAUACAUUUACAGAACCAAGACACAACCAUUCAGCACCUUCAGCCAGGCCAUCGCCUCACCCCAAGCCCAGCUGUCUCCUCUAGCAGCCUGGUGCUCUACCACAGCUCUGACUCCACCAACAGCCACAGCCACUUGCUGCCAUCUACUCACAGCGUUAUUGAGACCUUCAUCCCCACACAGAUGGCAUCCUCCACUCAGUAA